Messenger RNA from Oncorhynchus masou masou (cherry salmon), 7010 nucleotides. RefSeq names its product NACHT, LRR and PYD domains-containing protein 12-like. Gene Ontology annotation, molecular function: protein binding. The transcript has 8 exons. Gene Ontology annotation, biological process: intracellular signal transduction. The record is from RefSeq and is a predicted model, not a curated record. Lineage: Eukaryota; Metazoa; Chordata; Actinopteri; Salmoniformes; Salmonidae. Bases 2346 to 5741 code for a protein of 1131 amino acids.
UUCUUAGGUAUGACGCUACAAGUUUGGCACACCUGUAUGUGGGCAGUUUCUCUGAUGCAUCUCUGCAGAUCCUCUCAAGCUCUGUCAGGUUCGAUGGUGAGCGUCGCUGUACAGCUAUUUUCAGGUCUCUCCAGAGAUGUUAGAUCGGGUUCAAAUCGGGGCUCUGGCUGGGCAACUAAAGGACAUUCAUAGGCUUGUCCCAAAGCCACUCCUGUGUUGUCUUGGCUGUGUGCUUAGGGCCGUUGUCCAGGUGGAAGGUGACACUGCUCUGGAGCAGGUUUUCAUCAAGGAUCUCUCUGUACUUUGCUCUGUUCAUCUUUCCCUCAAUCCUGACUAGUCUCCCAGUCCCUGCCGCUGAAAAUCAUUCCCACAGCAUGAUGCUGCCACCAGCAUGCUUCACAGUAGGAAUGGUGCCAGGUUUCCUCCAGACGUGACACUUGGCAUUCAGGCUAAUGAGUUCAAUCUUGGUAUCAUCAGACCAGAGAAUCUUGUUUCUCAUGGUCUGAGAGUCCUUUCGGUGUCUUUUGGCAAACUCCAAGCGGACUGUCAUGUGCCUUUUACUGAAGAGUGGCUUCCGUCUGGCCACUCUACCAUAAAGGCCUGAUAGGUGGAGUGCUGCAGAGAUGGGAGAAUCUUCCAGAAGGACAACCAUCUCUACAGAGGAACUCUAGAGCUCUGUCAGAGUGACCAUCGGGUUCUUGGUCACCUCCCUGACCAACGCCCUUCUCCCCCGAUUGCUCAGUUUGGCCGGGCGGCCAGCUCUAGGAAGAGUCUUGGUGGUUCCAAACUUCUUCCAUUUAAGAAUGAUGGAGGCCACCGUGUUCUUGGGGACCAAUGCUACAUAAUUAUUUUGGUACCCUUCCCCAGAUCUGUGCCUUGUCACAAUCCUGUCUUAGAGCUCUAGCGACAAUUCCUUCAACCUAAUGGCUUGGUUUUUGCUCUGACAUGCACUGUCCACUGUGGGAGCUUAUAUAGAAAGGUGUGUGCCUUUCCAAAGCAUGUCCAAUCAAUUGAAUGUACCACAUGUGGACUCCAAGUUGUAGAAACGUCUCAAGGAUGAUCAUUGGAAACAGGAUGCACCUGAGCUCAAUUUUGAGUCGCAUAGCAAAGGGUCUGAAUAUUUAUGUAAAUAUAUAUUACAAAAUAAUAACAUUUGCUAACAUUUCUAAAAUCAUGUUUACGCUUUGUCAUUAUGGGGUAUUGUGUGUAGAUUGAGGAUUUUGUUUUAUGUAAUCAAUUUUAGAAUAAGGCUGUAACGUAACAAAAUGUGGAAAAAGUGAAGGGGUCUGAAUACUUUCCGAAUGCACUGACUUCAUUGUACAUUGACUUCAAUACGAAACCUAGGAAGCUCAUUGUUUUCACCUCAUUCCAUAGACUUACACAGUAAGUUUGACAACUUCUGGAGGACAUUCUCCAACCUAUCAGAGCUCUUGCAGCAUGAACUGACAUGUUGUCCACCCAAUCAAAGGAUCAUAGAAAGAAUCUAGUACUGAAAGCAUAAGCUACAGCUAGAUAGCACUGCAGUGCAUAAAAAUAUGGUGAGUAGUUGACAGAGAGAAUGACUAGUUGAACAGUUUUGAACAAAUGUAUUUAUUCAAAAAUGAAAGAGAAGCAAUUGAGAGAACGAGAGAGCUAGCUAUUAUUUAUUCACUUUCACAGCUUGGGAAUGCAGCUAGCUAGUUUAGCAUAGUCAAACACCCUGCUCAAGCGGAGAUGCUAUGUUAGCUAUCUGGCUAUGGCUAUCCAGCACUAACUCUUCCAAGUCAAGGUAAGUUUUUGGUUUUAUAAAAUGUAUUGCCACCAGGGCCCACCGGUGUAACUGCUUAACUACUUGCUGUACACUGUACUGCAUGAUUGUAGCUGGUUUACUAACGUGUUAGUUCUAGUAGCUAUGUUGACUAUGACGCUAGUUAAUAUGGUGACAACGAUAUAGGCUGUGUGUAGCAGUUAGCAGUUAUGGUAUGAAGGUUUGGCAUUUUGCACUCGACCUGUGCACCUACAUUGUAAACUUUCAUUCGUAGGUUGUAGCAACUUCAUUCAUGAUGGGUAUAGGGAAAAUGAGCACCAUGUAGCAGCUAGCCUAAACCUAUUAAUGUUACAUUGAGCUGGGUGAAUGGAAUAUACAGUAAAUGAUAGUCAUCCAAUAUGCUGUAAUAGAAAUAAGGCCAUGACCCCCCCAAAAAAUGGCACCAACCGCCACUGCUGCAUACUUAAUUUAGCUUGUUCUAGUUGGCUAUAUCAACAGCAGAUUGACACAAUUGACAGGGGCCUAGUGUUGCGUUUUGUGUGAACGUUAUAUACACAUUUUACUUGUUCUGUUGUUUAAUAGUGUCAAGUGAUCUAAAAUGGACACCUCAUCACCUGCUCCACCCACACCUGUCCCAGAGUGGUUGCUAGCUAUUCUACAACAACUGACCAGUGAGGAAUUGAAGUCAUUUCAGUGGUACCUGAAGCAGCCUGUUUUGGGUGGCUCAUCUCCCAUCCCAGUUAGCAGGCUGGAAAAUGCUAAAAGAGAGGACACAGUGGAUCAGAUGGUGCAUACCUAUAGGGAAGCUGGUGCUCUGGAGAUGACACACCAUAUUCUGCAAAAGAUUAAACGGAAUGAUCUAGCUGUUCCAAUGUCAGGGACAGAACACCAAGUCACAGCAGGAGUAUCAGCCACACCAACCAGGCCCAACCUGAACACCGUACCAGUUCAGAAUGCUUCUGCAGAUCUCUCCAACCACACUGAGCCUGGAGACCACGUUAAGGGACAUAAACUCACUACUGUUAACUCUACAGAUGAUGGUCCUUCGUAUGAAGAUGUUGAGAAGUACCGACGUAAAUUCCAAUACAAACUGAAGGAGAAGAUUCAGCAUGUAUUUGAGGGGGUGCCAAAACAGGGAAAGAAAACACUUCUCAAUAAGAUCUACACAGAACUCUACAUCACAGAGGGCGGAAGUGAAGAGGUCAAUAAAGAACACGAGGUCAGACAGAUUGAGAUCGCAUCCAUCACACCAGCAGCAACAGAAGAAAGGUUGAUCAAAUGCAAUAACAUCUUUACAUUUGUAACUGGACAAGACAAACCUACCAGAACUGUACUGACGAAGGGAGUCGCUGGCAUUGGAAAAACAUUCUCUGUACUUAAGUUCAUUUUGGACUGGGCUGAAGGAAAAGCAAAUCAAGAUAUCCAGUUCAUAUUUUCACUGCCUUUUCGAGAGCUAAAUUUGGUGCGGAAGAAAAUGCUGAGUUUAGUGGAUCUUGUUCAUGAAUGCAUCAGAGAGGCAAAAGUGAUUGAGAAGGAAUUUCUCCAUCAGGUUUUCACAAAAUUACAAGACUCAGGAAACCCAAACUACAAUGAGAGCAGGUACAAAGUUCUAUUUGUCCUUGAUGGUCUAGAUGAGUGUCGAUUGCCUCUAGACUACAAGAAGAAUAAUAGCUGGGAUAAAGCUACAGAGCCAACCUUAGUGGAUGUGCUUCUGAAAUCCCUCAUCAAUGGGAAUCUGCUUCCCUCUGCUCGCCUCUGGAUAACCUCCAGACCUGCAGCAUCCAAUCAGAUUCCUUCUGGGUGUGUUGACCAGGUGACAGAAGUACGAGGGUUCAAUGACCCACAGAAGGAGGAGUACUUCAGGAAGAGGUUCAGUGAUGAGAAUCUGGCAAACAGAAUCAUCUCACACAUUAAGACAUCAAGGAGUCUCCACAUCAUGUGCCACAUACCAGUCUUCUGUUGGAUCGCAGCUACAGUUCUGGAGCGCAUAUUGAGCACAGAUACGAAUGGAGAAAUACCAAAGACUCUGACUCAAUUAUUCCUUGGUUUACUGGUGUUUCAUGCUAAACAGAUGAACGAGAAAUAUAAUGAGAAAGGCGAGGGAGAGUCACACUGGGAUAAAGAGAGCAUUAUGGCACUUGGAAAACUGGCUUUUCAACAGCUAAAAAAUGGCAACCUAAUUUUCUAUGAGUCAGAUCUGCAAGAGUGUGGCAUUAGUGCCAGAGAAGCUUCGGUUCGCUUGGGAGUGUUCACACAGCUCUUCAGAGAGGAUUAUGGGCCGUUCCAGGAGAAGGUGUACUGCUUUGUGCAUCUGAGCAUCCAGGAGUUUCUGGCUGCGUUGUAUGUCUUUUUAUCAUACAACAACAACAAUGUAAACCUAAUGAACAAAGAACUUUCCACCAUCAGAAACAUUCUUAGGAGGUUUACAUUAAAAUCGGCCUUCACCUUUCACAAGAGUGCUGUGGAUAUAGCCUUACGGGGUAAGAAUGGACACCUUGACCUGUUCCUCCGCUUCCUUCUGGGCCUCUCACUAGAGUCUAAUCAGUCUCACUUACACGGCCUGCUGACACCGACAAGGAGAGCGAGAAGCAGCUCUCAGUGCCAUGAGCAAACAGUCAAGUACAUAAAGAGGAAGAUCAGAAAAAAUCACUCUCCAGAGAAGUGCAUCAAUCUGUUCCACUGUCUAAAUGAACUAAAUGACCAUUCACUGGUGAAGGAGAUUCAAAACUACAUAAGCUCAGGAAAUGUCUCCAGAGAAGAACUCUCACCUGCACAGUGGUCAGCUCUGGUCUUUGUGUUGUUGACUUCAGAAGAGGAGCUGGUUGUGUUUGAUCUGAAGAAAUACUCCAGAUCAGAAAAGGGGCUUCUGAGACUGUUGCCAGUCGUCAAAGCCUCCAGAACAUCUCUGCUGAAUGGAUGUAACCUCACAGAGAGAUGCUGUGAAGCUUUAGCCUCAGCUCUCAACUUCUCCCACCUGAGAGAGCUGGACCUGAGUGACAACAACCUGCUGACAGAUUCAGGAGUGAAGCUGCUCGCUGUUGGACUGGAGAAUUCACACUGUAAACUUGAGACACUGAGGUUGUCAUUUUGUGGAGUCACAGCGAAAGGCUGUGCUUAUCUGGCCUCAGUUCUAAUGUCAAACUCUUCAAACCUGAGAGAGCUGGACCUGAGUGACAAUGACCUGCGGAAUUCAGGAGCAGAACUGCUCUCAGCUGGACUGGAGAAUCCCCACUGUAAACUGGAGACACUGAGGUUGUCAUUCUGUGGAGUCGCAAAGAAAGGCUGUGCUUCUCUGGCCUCAGCUCUGAGGUCAAACCCCUCACACCUGAGAGAGCUGGACUUGAGCUACAAUCACUCAGGAGUGAAUUUGCUCUCUGCUAUAUUAGAGGAUCCCUGCUGUAAACUGGAGAAACUCAACAUGGGAUCUGGAGAUUUCACAACCCAACCAGGUCAAAUUAAAUAUGCACGUGAUCUCACACUGGACCCAAACACAGCACACAGACGCCUCACUCUGUCUGAGGGGAACAGAAAGGUGACAUGGGUGGAUGAGAAGCAGCGGCAUCCUGAUCACCCAGAGAGAUUUGGGAACUGCGAACAGGUGCUGUGUAGAGAGGGUCUAUCUGGGCCCGGGCCCUGUUACUGGGAGGCAGAUUGGAAUGGGGAAUGGGCUGUUAUAGGAAUGGCAUAUAAAGGAAUCAGCAGGACAGGAGGGCGUAAAGACUGUGUGCUUGGAUACAAUCGUAAGUCUUGGAGUUUGGAGUCCUCUAAUCACAGCAACACCACCUGGCACAAUAAUAACUGCACUGAGUUUCCUGUCCAAUCCUCCCCUUACUACAGAGUAGGAGUGUAUCUGGACUGGCAGGCCGGCAUUCUGUCCUUCUGCAGAGUCUCCUCUAGCAUACGGACACACCUGCACACAUUCCACACCAAAUUCACUGAGCCCCUCUACCCAGGGUUUUAUGUUGGGAGUGGCUCCUCAGUAACUCUGAGGUAAAAACUUUGCUUUAGGACAGCGGCAGUCUUGUUAUUAUUGGCGUUUGUAAAUAAUGUUAUUCGUAGAGUGUUUUGUGAAACUCUGCUUCUGUUUGAACUCAAUUACACUGAAUGGAAUAUUCAUGGUACGUAUUUUGCCAUGGACUUGGUAUCUGUGUCAACGAUUAUCACAAAUUCAACAUGACACUGGAGAUACAGUAGAUUACAGACACCAGGAUUGCAACCCAACUACAGACUAAAGUCAACCGGUUACUGGUAAGGAAAAUACACAGACAGACUGCUACAACUCUUAAGUAGUGCUACUGGUUACACUCAGAACACUUGUGACGAACAAAAAACUAUAUCUGAAAGACUUUGGAGACCCUUGGAGAUAUUAUUUCAGUAUUUAUUGAUAUUAACGGUUGUAAGAGUGUAAGUAUUGUUUAUUCUGUCAUUCUAACAGUUGCCGCUGUCUAUACUGGGAUCACUGUGAUUAUACUAUUAUGUUAUUUGAAGAUGUCACACUUGAAAUAAACUGAAAAGAUGUACAGGUGUAGGAUCUUAAUUUGAUCACUUGUUGCUGAGAAUUUUACUGCACAGCAGAAAAUGCGAACUUUUGUAGUGAGUUUUAAAGAGGCUUCUAAAGUCUGGAAUUUGACAUUUCAUCAACCCCUACAAAAAUGUUCAAUUCACCUUUCCUGUUGCUGCAGGAUUCUUUUCCUGCUGUUUCAAAUGGUCUCAAAUGAAGAUGGCAACUGUCUCACCACAGUUUAUAUGACCGCAACAUCAGGAGUUUCGUAAGCAUACCUUUAGCAAUUCAUUUUUUGUGAUUUUCCUAUACUAAAAAGGUAUAUUAUUCAUUCCAUGUUGAUUAUGUGAAAAGGGAAACAUAUGGACAUCUGUUUAAAUUAUGUUUGUUAAAUCCAACAACCCCAGGGCAUCGGCCCACGCCAGUUUGUGAAUGUAUCCCGUGUUGGUUCAGUUGGUACAGCCUGGCACUUGCAAUGCCAGGGUUGUGGGUUUGACUUCCACAGGGGACCAGUAUGAAAAAUGUGUGAACGCACUACUGUAAGUAGCUCUGGAUAAGAAUCUCUGCUAAAUGACUGAUAUUUAACACAUCGUCAACCCAAUAACAUAUUAGCCUACAGUACAGUAGGAGUAUGUCCAAUAGUGAACUGAGCAAGAUGGAAGAGUAAAACCUAUAGUUUGAUAUUGGAGUAUUUGUAUUACAAAAAAUGUUUUACCAUCAUGUGAAUUAAAAAGGUAUGUUUUGACAUGUUUGACCACCAUG